This is a messenger RNA of Chinchilla lanigera (long-tailed chinchilla), 2771 nucleotides long. RefSeq names its product FK506 binding protein 10, 65 kDa (gene Fkbp10). Gene Ontology annotation, molecular function: peptidyl-prolyl cis-trans isomerase activity; calcium ion binding. NCBI's taxonomy places the organism in Eukaryota, Metazoa, Chordata, Mammalia, Rodentia, Chinchillidae. The record is from RefSeq and is a predicted model, not a curated record.
CCACGCGCCCCGCGCCCGCCUACGACCCCCGACACCCGCGAUUCCCAGCACCCGCCACCCCCGGCAGCCACGGUCCCCAGGACCCACGACGCCCGCAACCGCCUCCCAGCGACCGGGGACUGCGGGGCGGGGCGCGGAGACGCGGCCUGCCUCACCCUCGGGGGGCCUGGACUUGGGGGUCCGCAGAAGCCCCCGAAGCCCCUGCCCGGCUCUAGGACCCGGGGGCUCCAGAAAAGACGCCGAGCGAAGUUUUUCUGGAGUCCGCUCGGCUUCUCAUCUUUCCCUCCCCGCCUCCUGGCCCAGCCUCCGCCCCGGGGACGGGGGACCUCGGGGACCCGGGGGCGGGGUUCCUGUGGAGCAUUCCUGGACUCAGCCCUCCCGCCCGUCCUGCACCCCGCCCGCCCGGCCAGCUCAGUGUCCCCAGCCCCCCUUCCACGUGGACUGGCCAGGGUGGAGGUGGGGGACAGGAAGGGGGGGAGCCAGCCCCGGGAAGCGGGGGCCGCUGCCUCGGCCUCUGCUCUGCCCGCGUCCGCGCCGGCACCAUGCUCCGCGCGGGCCUCCCCGGCCGGUGGCCCCUGCUGCAGGCCCUGCUGGCGCUUCAGGCCGUGGGGAGGGCUCUGGGCCGUGCCAGCCUGGCCGGGGGCCCCCUGGAAGACGUGGUGAUCGAGCGGUACCACAUCCCCCGGGCCUGUCCCCGCGAGGUGCAGAUGGGGGACUUUGUGCGCUACCACUACAAUGGCACUUUCGAGGAUGGCAAGAAGUUUGACUCCAGCUACGACCGCAACAGCCUGGUGGCCAUCGUGGUGGGCGUGGGGCGGCUGAUCACGGGCAUGGACCGCGGGCUCAUGGGCAUGUGCGUGAACGAGCGGCGGCGCCUGGUGGUGCCCCCGCACCUGGGCUACGGCAGCAUCGGCGUGGCGGGGCUCAUCCCCCCCGACGCCACCCUGUACUUCGACGUGGUGCUGGUGGACGUGUGGAACCAGGCGGACACGGUCCAGGUGAGCGUCCUGCUGCGGCCGCCGCUCUGCCCGCGGAUGGUGCAGGACGGCGACUUCGUGCGCUACCACUACAACGGCACCCUGCUGAACGGCGCGCCCUUCGACAGCAGCUACAGUCGGGGCGGCACUUACGACACCUAUGUGGGCUCGGGCUGGCUCAUCAAGGGCAUGGACCAGGGGCUGCAGGGCAUGUGUCCGGGAGAGAGGAGGAGGGUCACCAUCCCCCCGUUCCUGGCCUAUGGCGAGAAAGGCUACGGGACCGUGAUCCCCCCCCAGGCCUCCCUGGUCUUUCACGUCCUGCUGGUGGAUGUCCACAACCCCAAGGACACGGCGCAGGUAGACACGCUGGCGGUGCCGGCCGACUGUGUGCGGAAGGCGGCCGCCGGAGACUUCAUGCGCUAUCACUACAACGGCUCGCUCAUGGACGGCACGCCCUUUGACUCCAGCUACUCCCGAAACCACACGUACAACACCUACAUUGGGCAGGGCUACAUCAUCCCUGGCAUGGACCAAGGCCUGCAGGGCGCGUGCAUGGGCGAGUACCGCAGGAUCACUGUGCCCCCGCACCUGGCCUACGGGGAGAACGGCACCGGAAACAAGAUCCCUGGCUCCGCUGUGCUCGUCUUCCACGUGCUUGUCAUUGACUUCCACAACCCCUCGGACCCCGUGGGUAUCGAGACCCUGUCCCGGCCCGCGGAGCCCUGCAACGAGACCUCCAAGCUCGGCGACUUCAUCCGCUACCACUACAACUGCUCGCUCAUGGACGGCACCAGGCUGUUCUCCUCCCACGACUACGGGGCCCCCCAGGAGGCCACACUGGGGGCCAACAAGGUGAUCGAGGGGCUGGACAGGGGACUGCAGGGCAUGUGUGUGGGGGAGCGGCGGCGGCUGGUGGUGCCCCCGCACCUGGCGCACGGGGAGAGCGGAGCCCGCGGGGUGCCUGGCAGCGCCGUACUGCUGUUCGAGGUGGAGCUGGUGUCCCGGGAGGACGGGCUGCCUGACGGCUACUUGUUCGUGUGGCACGAGGAUCCUCCCGCCAGCCUGUUCGAAGACAUGGACCUCAACAAGGACGGAGAGGUCCCCCUGGACGAGUUCUCCGUCUUCAUCAAGGCUCAGGUGCAGGAGGGCAAGGGCCGCCUGCUGCCCGGGCAGGACCCCGAGAAGACCAUCGGGGACAUGUUCCGGAACCAGGACCGCGACCAGGACGGCAGGAUCACGGCCGCGGAGCUCAAGCUGAAGUCGGAGGAGGACCAGGAGCGCGUCCACGAGGAGCUCUGAGGCCCCCGCUCUCGGAGACAGCGGCAGCGGGACUGUCCUGCCGCAGCGCCCCUCUGCCGGGGGACCCGGAGCCGUGGGAGGCGUCACGGCGGGCACCGGCCCCAGCCCCAGCCCCAAGACGCGGGCUCACAGCCCACGGGGUCGCAGUGUGGGGCUGGCCCUCUUGCGGGUCACCAGGGUCUUGGCAGGACGCGGCCCCAUUCGUUACCGUCCCACUGGCUGCCGCGCGCAGCGCCCGGGGCCGGGCUCCCGGGAAGGGGCUGCUGGGCUCACCGGCCCCUCGCUCCACAACCCCUCGACCCGCCGGGGCACGGGUCAGGCUGGGCUCUGCGCCCCUCCCCGACCCCGUGAGAAGGAGCCCAGAAAGGCCCUGUGCGGGCAGACAAGCCUGUGCAUGGCCUCGGGGCCAGGAGAGACAUCUCCGCUAGCUCUGCACACUCAAGGGCCGAACUGUGUUCACUCCCUGCCCCGUGACAAAUAAAAGGUUCAACCACA